Messenger RNA from Lycium barbarum (goji berry), 1881 nucleotides. RefSeq lists its product as uncharacterized. Lineage: Eukaryota; Viridiplantae; Streptophyta; Magnoliopsida; Solanales; Solanaceae. The transcript has 6 exons. Gene Ontology annotation, cellular component: chloroplast envelope. The record is from RefSeq and is a predicted model, not a curated record. The coding region runs from base 112 to 1560 and encodes 482 amino acids.
UGAUAAGCUAAAAAGUGCAGCUUACGAACAGCCACGUCUAUUGUUCCUUAUUACUUAUCACGGAGGUUUAAUAACUCAAUUACAGCAUCAUCGUGCACCCAUUAUCAAGACAUGAAUACUUGUGUACUUCAUCUGGUGCCUGCUAGUCUUCCCUCUCCUCAAUUGCAAUUUCAAACGAAUAAGAAGCAUUUCAAGCUUCCUUCUAUUUGGCUAAAACCCAUCUUCAAAUCUUUCCCAAUUGUAGCUUCUGCUUCUUCUUCUGCCUCUUUCCCACCUGCUGAAUUUCCAGCUAAUCCAGAACUACUCCCUGGGACAAAGCCAAAGCGGAAAAGGCAGAUAGCAGGAAUCGAUCAGGAAGAAUUACAAGACCCAGCUAUUCUAGCAGACCCUGAUAGUUGCUUUUGUGAGUUUAAAGGAGUACAGAUACACCAUAAGAUAUAUGAUGCGGAAUCAGUUGCCACAAACUUGUCAGAAGAAGGAACUAGUUUACAACCUCCUUAUGCUAAUAAAAAAGUGAAUUUUCCAAUGAUUUUACUACAUGGCUUUGGUGCCUCUGUUUAUUCAUGGAGUCGAGCUAUGAAACCCUUGGCACAAAUCACCGGAGCAAAAGUUCUGGCCUUCGACAGACCAGCCUUUGGGUUGACGGCAAGGCUGAAUCACGCCAACCAUUCAUCUCGGGGUAGUGAAGACACCAGACCUUUUAAUCCAUACUCCAUGAUAUUCUCUGUGCUGGCCACUCUAUACUUCAUUGACUUCUUAGCAGCUGAGAAGACAAUUCUUGUGGGACACUCAGCUGGUUGCCUUGUAGCAGUUGAAGCAUAUUUUGAAGCUCCUGAGCGAGUUGCUGCCCUGAUACUUGUCGCCCCAGCAAUUCUAGCACCCCUGAAUUUAGGGCCUGGAGCUAAGGACAAUCCAAGUGGAAAAAGUAACCAGACUGAAGGCGAGGACUUGGAAGUGAACUCUAAAGGGAAUUGGUUUACCAAGUUUUUCGGCUUUUUCUCAAAGUUAUCCCAAUAUCUUGGACAAGCAAUAAUCCGUUUGGUGACAGGGAUGGGAGAUAUGAUAAAUUCUUUAUAUAAGAAAGCUUUAUCUGCGUUCUUGCGUUCUGCCAUUGGUAUAAUGUUGGUCAGAAUGAUAAUUGAUAAGUUUGGCUUAGCUGUUAUUAGGAAUGCUUGGUAUGAUCCUAAGCAAGUUGAUGAUCAUGUCUUGCAAGGCUAUACAAAGGCUCUCAGAUUAAAAGAUUGGGAUAGGGCUCUGGUGGAGUAUACUGUGGCUAUGCUUACAGAUUCUGCCUCUGAAUCAAAACCACCACUGUCGAAGAGACUGAGCGAAAUCUCAUGUCCUGUUCUGAUUGUCACUGGUGAUAGUGAUAGGCUUGUUCCGCCAUGGAACUCUGAAAGACUUUCACGGGCCAUUCCUGGAUCUUUUCUUGAAAUAAUCAAGAAUUGUGGCCACUUGCCCCAUGAAGAAAAGGUAGACGAAUUUGUAUCCAUUGUUGACAGAUUCCUUGAAAGAGUUUUUGGGGUGCAAAAAGAGCCUCAUCUGCAACCAGCAACUUGAGAUUGAUACUUUAUCUAGUUCAACUUGGCCAGGAUUGACAUCUAUUGGAAGAUCAUUAAGUUUGAGACAGGAACUGCCUACCUUAGUUCAAGGAAAGCAUUAAGCUCUUUGCAAACAAUACUCAAUCCUAUAAACACCUAUCAUUUCAUCCUAUAUAUGAAUAUGGUGGUAGCUUAUAGUUUAAGUAAACAUCUAUUUCUUUAACAUCUAUUUCUUUGAUCACCCUCGAGACUAGGACAAAGUUCUGUAAUGUGAUAUAAUACAUUAUGUAUAUUGAGAGUUGUAAAAUUUUACUAUAAAUUUGUUCCAGAGUAGCUGAAA